AUUUUUAGUACUCAUCAAAUUUGUUUUGACAAACAGCACUUGAGCCGUAGUUCUAAAAAAUUUGCACAAUUCUUGUCAAAAUCAUAAGCUGUAAAUUGAGUUAUCAAGUGGUUUUUGUUUGAGAUUUUGUGCGUGUUGUUUUAACAAAAUGCAAAAAUAUGAAAAAUUGGAGAAAAUCGGUGAGGGUACUUACGGUACUGUGUUCAAGGGACGCAACCGUGAAACCAUGGAAAUUGUGGCACUGAAACGUGUACGUUUGGAUGAGGAUGACGAGGGAGUGCCUAGCUCAGCACUCAGAGAAAUUUGUCUAUUGAAGGAGUUGAAACAUAAAAACAUUGUGCGUCUCUAUGAUGUAUUACACUCGGACAAGAAAUUAACGCUAGUGUUUGAGCAUUGUGAUCAGGAUCUGAAGAAGUAUUUUGAUAGUUUGAAUGGAGAAAUCGAUAUGGCAGUUUGUCGCAGCUUUAUGUUGCAACUGUUGCGCGGGCUUGCAUUCUGUCACAGUCAUAAUGUACUCCACCGGGAUUUGAAGCCACAGAAUUUAUUGAUUAACAAAAAUGGCGAGCUAAAAUUAGCUGAUUUCGGUUUGGCGCGUGCUUUUGGUAUUCCCGUCAAGUGUUAUUCAGCCGAAGUUGUUACACUAUGGUAUAGACCACCAGAUGUGCUCUUUGGUGCAAAACUGUAUACAACCAGUAUUGAUAUGUGGUCAGCAGGUUGUAUAUUUGCCGAGCUUGCCGAUGCUGGUCGACCGUUAUUUCCAGGUUCAGAUGUUUUGGAUCAACUAAUGAAGAUCUUCCGUGUGCUUGGUACUCCCUCAGAAGAGACUUGGCCUGGUGUCACUCAUUUGGCUGACUACGUGGCGCUUCCAUCCUUUCCGCCCAUUACAUCUUGGAGUCAAAUAGUACCACGUCUCAAUUCCAAAGGUCGAGAUUUGUUACAGAAAUUAUUGGUAUGUCGGCCAAAUAAACGUAUUAGCGCGGAACAGGCUAUGCAGCAUCCAUAUUUCACUGAAAGCUCGUCAAACCAUUAAUACUACUAAAUAUAUAAUUAAGCAUACUUUCGUUAUUUGUUUGCGUUGCUGUAACCGCUUCUAAUUGGCAAAACAAAAUUAUUUAGCUAUAAAGAGUAUUUAUAAGAAUAAGAGGUGCAAAAGCGUCUUUCGCCCGAUUGCGCGCGGGAAGCUAUUAAAUCUUAAGAUAAUUUCUAUAAAUCAAAAAGGUUGAACGAAAAAGCCGUCUGAAAUGUACUUAUUAAUAUAAAAUGUAGUUUAUUAAUUUAUAUUUACUAAUAUGUAUUGUGUUUAAGAAAAUAUUCCAUUUGGUAAACCAAAUAUAAGAGGCUGUAAAUGCUUAUGGAGUGUUGACAUUGCAAUCAGAUUUAAUGUUAAAUUAU
Molecule: messenger RNA, 1392 nt
Organism: Zeugodacus cucurbitae (melon fly)
Lineage: Eukaryota; Metazoa; Arthropoda; Insecta; Diptera; Tephritidae
Gene: Cdk5
Product: cyclin-dependent kinase 5 homolog
Exons: 4
Coding region: 149-1030 (293 amino acids)
Biological process (GO): synaptic vesicle transport; neuron apoptotic process; protein phosphorylation
Cellular component (GO): cytoplasm; nucleus
Molecular function (GO): cyclin-dependent protein serine/threonine kinase activity; ATP binding
Source: RefSeq, a predicted model, not a curated record